Messenger RNA from Hyaloscypha bicolor E, 369 nucleotides. RefSeq lists its product as uncharacterized. NCBI's taxonomy places the organism in Eukaryota, Fungi, Ascomycota, Leotiomycetes, Helotiales, Hyaloscyphaceae. The annotation marks the transcript as partial. The record is from RefSeq and is a predicted model, not a curated record. The transcript has a single exon.
GUCAUUGGCCUUGUCGCCAGCAUAGUUCAGCUCGUCGAUUUCAGCUCAAGGGUCUUGCAUCGCCUCGAAGAGUUCCAGGCUGACCUUGGGGAGAUUCCCAUGUCCUUCCGGCACAUUAAAGCAGAGCUACCAGUGUUACAAGACACACUUCAGCAGACUAGAGAAGCGAUAGAGGCCGGCUCAGUUAGGAAUGAAACAAAAAAUGCUCUUGAUCCUGCUAUCAAAGGCUGCGCGGAACAAAUUGGAUUGCUUGACCAUAUACUAGCCAAAGUGCUACCAGUAUCGACUGACUCCAGGCUGAUAAAAGGCAAGAAAGCGAUUUUGAGCCUCCAACAAGAGGCGAAAAUCGAGAAAAUAACGAAGACCCUU